UUACCGAAGCAGCUAGUUGUUUAUUAAUUAUUAACAUUAUUAAUAUUAAAUUAAUAAACAAACAUUAUUUAAAAUCUAAAUGUGUCUGAUUAUCAGUUAUGAUACUUGAGUUUCGACAGGUUUCCUGAAAAAUAUUCGUUGUUUUUUUCAACUACCGAAAAAUAAACAGUUAAUUUCAAGUUACGAAUUUAUUGCAACGAAAAAGUGUUCAAGGAGGCCAAAAUGUUUUCGUUUGUACAACACAAUGCCGUGGAGCCGAUGCAAGUCGACGCACCACCAGAAGACAAUGAUAACACUGAGGAGGAACCUUAUGUUGUAGAGAAUCCAACACUGGACCUCGAAGUUUACGCAAACAGUUACACCGGAUUGGCAAAAUUGUACCGGUUGAUUUACAUCGCAGAUCACUGUCCAAGUUUGAGAAUCGAGGCUCUCAAAAUGGCGAUAACUCAUGUAAUGACGACUUAUAAUGUUAAUCUGUAUCAAAUAUUGCACAAAAAAUUGCUCCAAGCUCUGGGAACUCCUGGACUACCGGACGUAGCAGCGCAGUCGACGUCCCAGGACAUCCCGACACUCAACCAGAUGUGGGUUGAGAACAAAUCCAAGAAAGCAGCCUUAAAAUUAGAGAAGUUUGAUACUGAUUUGAAGAACUACCGCAGUAAUUCCAUCAAAGAGAGCAUCAGGCGCGGACACGACGAUCUUGGUGAUCACUAUUUAGACUGCGGAGAUCUUGGAAACGCGCUGAAAUGUUACUCGCGAGCUCGAGACUACUGCACCAGCGGGAAGCAUGUUGUCAACAUGUGUCUCAACGUUAUAAAAGUAUCAGUUUACCUUCAAAACUGGACCCACGUGCUGACUUACGUCUCCAAGGCUGAGAACGCACCGGACUUUCCUGAUCUUCAUAGCAAAGACAACAACCAGUCUAUAAUAACGAAGUUGAAAGUCGCGGCUGGACUGGCGGCUCUGGCCAUGAGAAAAUACAAGCUCGCUGCCAGACACUUCCUCCAAGCUUCUCUUGACCACUGUGAUUGUCCGGAUCUGUUGUCUCCAGGAAACGUCGCACUGUACGGAGGACUCUGUGCGCUGGCUACCUUCGACAGACCCGAGCUACAGAAGCUAGUUAUUCAAAGUAGUUCAUUUAAAUUAUUCUUGGAACUCGAGCCGCAAUUAAGAGACAUUAUUUUUAAAUUCUACGAGUCUAAGUACGCUUCAUGUUUGAAAUUAUUGGACGAAAUACGUGACAACAUUCUGCUGGACAUGUACAUUGCGCCACAUGUUGCUUUGCUGUAUACACAGAUUCGCAAUCGUGCUUUGAUACAGUAUUUCAGUCCUUACUUGAGCGCUGAUAUGAGACGCAUGGCUGUUGCGUUCAAUAGGACUGUCCCGGCUUUGGAAGAUGAACUUAUGCAACUUAUCUUGGACGGACAGAUCCAAGCUCGUAUUGAUUCGCAUAAUAAGAUUUUAUAUGCCAAAGACGUUGAUCAACGUAGCACAACCUUUGAAAAGUCUAUAAGUGUGGGAAAAGAGUAUCAAAGACGAACAAGAAUGCUCAUUUUGCGAGCUGCUAUUCUCAAACAUCAUAUCCAUGUCAAGUGCCCACAACGGGAAAGUUCUCAAGGUGGCGAAAUGUCAGUUGCUCCAGGCAACAGCAGCUCAGCGCCAAGAAAUUAAUAUUCGCCUGUUUGUACACCAACUAUAAACAUUGUGUCAUUUUGUUUUUUAUUAUUAAUUAUCAUUAAGAAUUCUUCCUUUUUUUUCUUUUUAUAUAAUCGAUGUACAUACACUUUCAGUACAUUUAUGAUAAUAAAUAUGGCGUGCAAAUGUUA
Cotesia glomerata is the source of this 1823-nucleotide messenger RNA. It is a transcript of the gene CSN1b, whose product is annotated as COP9 signalosome complex subunit 1b. Lineage: Eukaryota; Metazoa; Arthropoda; Insecta; Hymenoptera; Braconidae. The record is from RefSeq and is a predicted model, not a curated record. Gene Ontology annotation, cellular component: COP9 signalosome. Bases 223 to 1668 code for a protein of 481 amino acids. The transcript has 5 exons.